CGGGAGGCCACCCGUCAUUCCUAGACAUGGAUUCGGACGGGGAUGGGAGCCCAUUCGGAUCUCCACCUGCAUCUUCACCUGUAUCUCCACCUGUAUUCUCAUCCGGAUCCUCAUCAGGAACCCCACUCGAAUUCUCCCCUGAAUUCUCACCCGUAUUCUCAUCCGAAUCUUCAUCUGGAUCCCCACAUGCUGGCCCCUGUGUCACGAUGGAAGAGCUGCCUUUCUAUGAAGUCUGUGCGGAGAUAGUAAAGCCCACCAGACUGGUACCAGAGGACUCUUUCACAUCAAAGAAUGCAAAUUUGCUUUUUGUGGCCAGCUCAGAGUUGUUUGACAAGAUCCUCAACAGCAAAAGGAUCGAGCUUUUGAAUAAGAAUUUCAGUAGCUUGCAGCUGCUGCUGAGGAUGUGCGUAUGGAAUACUCAGCACCCGCAAGCUGACCGUUUUCCUCUGGGCCUGAUGGUCAGUGUCAAUCAGCAGAGUUUGGAUUUGGGUGAAUCUGACCACAUAGCUCAGCCGCUAAGUAUCACCCAUCUGGUCCACCUUUCGGACACGGUGGCCAACAGAAUCCUGAUCAGUUGGUCUCCGAACGAAACACGGGACUUUGCUGUGGCAGUGUACUUGGUGAUGAAGCUUACCGUGGAUGAUUUACUGAAGAAGAUGUGGGCCGACAGCAUUUGGCCUGCAGAUGAGACCAGGGCCUUGAUUCAGGAGAAGCUGGAAGACGACUCAGAAGACAGCACAACCGAAAGCCUCUACAUCUCCCUCAUGUGCCCGGUGGAAAACAAACGUGUGUUUCUGCCCUGUCGUGCACUGACCUGCUCCCACCUGGAGGUUUUCGACGCAGCCCGGUACCUACAGUUGAAUGAGGAGGAGGGAUCAUGGAUAUGUCCCGUGUGUCACUCCCCUGCUCCGUUUUCCAAACUCAUUCUGGAUCGGUAUUUCCUCGAUGUCCUCGAAGCCAACAUAUUGUGUGAAGAGAUUGUGAUAUACCAAGAUGGGUCCUGGAAACCGAUACUCUCUGACAGAGAUUUGUUUGAUUUUUGUGAUUAUUCUCCCCCGCGAUACAAGAAGCUAACUGUCUCUCAGAGCACGACAGAGAGCAGCAGCUCGGAGGGAGACAAAGAAUUUGAGCAUGCUCCCAAGAGGCUGUGUCCAACCACCACAUCAACCAUCCCGGCUGCCACGAUCCAUGUGACGUGCAGUCCCACGAUCGAGCUGCCUAGCUCCCCAUGGGCGGGCCCAGGGACAGCUGACCUGCUCUCCGAGCCCCCAACAUCCCCUCUUCCCUCAUCGAGUGCUAGCACCGUGGAACAAGAGCAUCCGGUCACAGUCCAGAGUUCGGCUCAGGCCCAGAAUGUCCAGGCUCCAACUCUGGAGUUGCUAGAUACCUUGCUCCAACAGAUGAAUGACUAUGCACGGCAACUGGAUUUUCCUGAGUAUGUCGACUAUCAUAGAGACGUGAGCCCUGUUCUCUUUGCUUACCUGGAUCCCCUGCUUUUCCACCUUCCUGCCCUCCUCCCUUCCCGGGACCCUUCUGACCCCUCACCCCUGGACCCCACUCACUACAGGCUGUCCCAGUACAGAUGGGGAAACUGA
This is a messenger RNA of Tachyglossus aculeatus (Australian echidna), 1595 nucleotides long. Its product is annotated as E3 SUMO-protein ligase PIAS3-like. The record is from RefSeq and is a predicted model, not a curated record. Gene Ontology annotation, molecular function: zinc ion binding; transcription coregulator activity; SUMO ligase activity. Lineage: Eukaryota; Metazoa; Chordata; Mammalia; Monotremata; Tachyglossidae. Gene Ontology annotation, biological process: protein sumoylation; regulation of transcription by RNA polymerase II. The transcript has 11 exons. The coding region runs from base 27 to 1595 and encodes 522 amino acids.